AUGACGUUUAUGUUCGCAGUGAUUUUGUGCGCGCUGGCGACUGUCGGGGCUUCGCCCUCUGCUGCCAGGAGUAGGAAAGAAAUCGAAGAUUAUAAACAGUUUCUUAAGGCAUCAAAGGCUUCCAAUGGAAAUGGCCUCUUGGUGUUCAACAAGAUAUCACCUCUCGCGAAUCCAGAAGAGAACAGCGGGAAAUACCAGGGUGACAUAAUUCUGGACGACUACAUGAUAGAGGCUAUGGUGGACCAAUAUGCGUCUGGGCAAAACGCAUAUGUCUGGCCCGAAACUACCUGGCCAGACAACGUAGUCGUCUGGGAAAUAGGCGGUGAUAAUUUAGAACACAUACAUGAAGCGGCCAUUUUGGAUGCUAUAGAAGACAUUCAAAAUCAUACUUGUAUCAAAUUCAGACUUCGUCAACCAGGGGACACUGUGUAUGUCAAAGUUACGGGUAACCCUGGAGGAUGCUAUGCCCACGUUGGUUAUUGGGAACCUCGGGGUGAACACCAGCUGAACCUGGCGAAGAACACACCGGGGGUUGGAUGCUUCCGCCAUGCUACAAUUGUACAUGAGUGGAUGCAUAUCCUUGGCUUCUUGCAUAUGCAAUCCACAUACAAUCGGGACAACUACGUCCAGAUUAUGGAGAAGAAUAUUAUAUCAGGUACCGAGCACAACUUCGAAGCAUAUGGCAAAGAUUUGAUCAGCAAUCUGGACAUUGAUUAUGAUUACGUCAGUUGCUUGCAUUACAGUCGCUAUGCUUUUUCAUCUAACGGUGAACCAACUAUUGUCGCCUUAAAGGAGCAUGAAGGCACAAUGGGUCAACGCCAGUACGUUACAGAUAAGGACUGGCUUCGGAUAAACAGGCAUUACAAAUGUCCUGGAGCCUAG
Messenger RNA from Leptosia nina, 882 nucleotides. NCBI's taxonomy places the organism in Eukaryota, Metazoa, Arthropoda, Insecta, Lepidoptera, Pieridae. The record is from the annotation of a GenBank genome assembly.